This is a messenger RNA of Pogona vitticeps (central bearded dragon), 3602 nucleotides long. Lineage: Eukaryota; Metazoa; Chordata; Lepidosauria; Squamata; Agamidae. The record is from RefSeq and is a predicted model, not a curated record.
CCAUGGUAUUUUAAAAAAAAACUUUUUUUGAAAAAAAGAAAGUAUUGCAGCACUCCGUGUUGUUUUGGAAGAGCUCCCUAUGUGUGGACCAUUUCAGAUUUUUGUACAAAGAAGGGUCAAUGGACUUAAUUGCUUCAGUCAGUGCAGUUUGUUAAUCUCAUCUAUAAAGUGCCCCUUUUUAUCUUUGCAGUUGUGAAGUUGUUGACUUGGAAGGAAGCUCUUCGGACUUUGGCUGGGGUUGUUAACUGUAAAUUUGUCACAGCAAAUACAGUAAACGGGUUCGUGGGCUUAAAGUGGGCUGCAGCUCCUGAAAGAUUUCUACCUCAGUAAAAUGAGUUAGGCUUUAAGGUGGUCUCUUUUCAGUAACCUAAGUCUUCUAGCACUUUACAGAUAAAGCAUGGCUGACAGUGUUGUAAACUUUUAUUGACCAAAACUGCCUUCAGCAGUCCACAGAAGCUAACACAAUGAUAAAUCUUUGGUCUCUUAAGGUGCUGUGGUACUCUUUUGACUCUGUUUCUAAUGUGUGAGCUGAGGGAGGCCUCUUCAAUCACUGAUGGUUUUCUUGAGUCCUUGGGCACAAACAAACAGUAAAGUGAAAAGAGAUGGAUGGAUGUUCAGGUCGAUCACAAUUGUUGUGUUGGAAAGGAGAACUAGAAGAUAAUGAGUUGGGAAGACUGGCUACAGCAAAAGGUUUCCACAAUGCCUGGCAUGGUGAUGUUUGGGAGGCGCUGGGCCAUAGGCAGUGAUGACUUUGUCUUCCCAGGAGCUUUUGAACUUUUCAUCAGGGUGAUUUGGUGGAUUGGCAUUCUGGUGCUGUAUUCCAUACACAAAGGACAAUAUAACUGUGCAGGAGGUCCUUUGCUACACAGCUAUCUUCUUGUCCUUCUGUUCCUCCUGGCAGCCGUAAUAUGCGCUCUGUCUUCUAUUUUGUAUAUCAGCAUGCAAGGAACAAUUUCCAACCCUGGACCAAGGAAAUCUCUCCCAAAGUUGCUGUACCUGCGUCUGGGCCUUUUCUUGCCAGAACUGGUCUGGGCGGUCGUGGGAGCUGUCUGGGUGUCUGACCACAAAGUAAAUUGUGAAAAAACGGUGAUCAGUGCCAUAUUUGGAACCGUCAUUGCCAGCUGGGUUAUCAUCGUCGUCACAGUUGCGGCCAUUGUGAUGGUCUUUGAUCCGCUCGGUGGGAAGAAAACUCUGUACAUUACUCACUGUGCCGAUCGCGACCUGGAGAGCAGCCAGACUGGGCAGCUUUUUUACAAUGUCAAGAAGACGGCCACUCGAGUGUGGGAGAAAAGGAUCCGUUUGAUGUGUUGUUGCAUCGUGCAAGAUGAUGACCACCGCGUAGCUUUUACAAGCAUCGCUGAACUUUUCCGUGGUUACUUCGCUGACACCGACCUUGUGCCUAGCGAUGUGGCAGCAGGUCUGAUUCUGCUUCACCAAGAGCAAGAUAAGGUAGAAAAAUGCCCUAAAGAACCGGAAGAAGUUCUUGUCCAGUCACCACCAUCCCCUGGGGCUAAUGAUUUGGAUGCCGAGUUAGAAAAUGCUGCUCAUUAUAUGAAAUUUGCUGCGUCUACUUACGGAUGGCCGUACUAUAUAAUGACAAACCCUCUUACCGGGUUCUGUAAGCUUAAGGGUGACUGCUGCAGAAGCCCAGCAGAAACGGAUAUUGUUGGCGAUGACCGUUUUAACAUGCAUUUUGGAUCUAUCUUAAAAAUAACAGGGCUGGAGUAUCGCGAUUUCAUUCACAUAAGCUUUCACAACAAAAUUUUUGAGAUACCGUUCUUUGUUGCUCUGGAUCACAAAAAAGAAGCUAUCGUCGUAGCUGUGAGAGGAACCCUGUCGUUUGAGGACGUCCUCACAGAUCUUUCAGCAGACACUGAAAACCUAACUCUGGAAAAUGUCCUCGAAAACGGUCUUGUACAUAAGGGCAUAACUCAGGCUGCCAACUAUAUUUACAGAAGACUCGUCAACGAUGGGAUUUUGAACCAGGCCUUCACCAUUGCUCCUGAAUAUAAACUGGUUGUUGUUGGCCACAGUUUAGGAGGGGGAACAGCCUCCAUACUGGCUGUCAUGCUCAAAAAUGCCUUCCCAAAUCUGAAAUGUUAUGCCUUUUCUCCACCAGGAGGCUUAGUAAGUAAAUCGCUUGCAGACUAUACCAAACAGUUUAUUGUGUCGGUCAUUCUUGGGAAAGACAUUGUUCCAAGGUUAAGUAUGCCGAACAUGGAAGACCUGAAGAGAAGGAUCAUUCGGAUAGUUGCCAACUGUAACAGACCGAAGUACCAGAUCCUGUUGCAUGGAUGUUGGUAUGAAGUAUUUGGAGGCGAACCUGAUAACUUCCCGACUGAACUGGAUGGUCGAAAUCAAGCCGCUCUGGCCCAGCCUCUCCUCGCUGAAGAGAGCUUAAUGAUUAAUCGGUCACCUUCUUACAGUACUAUUGAUGACGACUCACCGUUAAGUUCCCCUCCUCAGUAUCCUCAUCUCUAUCUGCCUGGGAGAAUCAUCCAUAUUGUUGAAGAAAACAGCGCAAGAAGGUGGUGCUCUUCAGAGGUCAAGUACGCUGCAGACUGGUCAAAAGAAACUGCCUUUGGUAAUAUUUUAAUAAGUCCCAAGAUGUUAACGGAUCAUAUGCCAGAUAUCAUUCUCAAAGCUCUUGACAGUUUGGUUCAAGCAGACACAUCUUGUCUGUCCUGUCCAGCACAAGGAGAAUCAGCUACGAACAUUGUAUAACUGGGGACCUGGAAGGACGGGAACGAUGCCAGUUUCCAAGUGUUCAUGAGAGCAGCACUUUUGUAUUGAAAUCUUGCCUGCGGUAGAAGUUGGGUUUAUGCCGUUGUGAUUUUCAGGAGAAACACACACAGUUCGUGCUGCUGGGGUUCCUCUGGGCUGUUCUAUUUCCUGGGUCAUUUUUAAGAUGAGUUGCUUCAAUUUAAGAAGAGCAAAGGUACCUGUUAUAUCAGUUAUAAUCAAAGACGAUGCGGACUGGCAGCUGGAGCUGAGAACAAGCUGACUGGCAGAGAUGGAACCUCGUGGCCAGGGCAAGUGUUAAGACUACUUAACUCUGCUACCUCUGUGCUAUGCGCACCGGUGGAAGAGAUUCUGCCAUCCGGCAUUGCUCUUCCCCAGAGCUGGAUAUACCUGCAGUAUUAUGAAGCACUUGUUAACUCCCAAGUGAAGAAUAACGGGAAGAGGAAAAUUAAAGACAAUUUUACUACCAGUCUGGAUAUGCCAAGGAGAGCUCAGCGAUGUGAUCUGGACUUCACAACCUUUUAUUGCACAAAUCAUGGAAGUAAAAAAAUGUCCCGAUUUUCAUUCCUACUGAAUGAAGCUUGCAUUUUUAGAUCCCUUUUGUGGGCUUAAAAGCUACGUGGAUAUAUGUGUAAUACGUGUCUGUUUUUGUUUACAGUUUUUCAACCCUGCUGAAUAUGCAUUUUAAUUACGCUGACAGGAGGGUGAAAAACCCAUUCUCAGCAGUGGCGUGCAUCCUGCAUUAAUAAUUCUGCAUUAGGACACCCUGGAAGGACUGUGUGAACUCACAAUCGAGACAUUGCUUUGUUGUUCAGAAUGUCUUGCCUGUUGUCUUGUACAGUUAAAAUGUGUGCGAAGGA